Ochlerotatus camptorhynchus is the source of this 486-nucleotide messenger RNA. RefSeq lists its product as uncharacterized. The record is from RefSeq and is a predicted model, not a curated record. The transcript has 2 exons. Lineage: Eukaryota; Metazoa; Arthropoda; Insecta; Diptera; Culicidae. Bases 1 to 486 code for a protein of 161 amino acids.
AUGGUUUCAAAUUCAGACUUGGAUCGAGAAGAAAUAAGGGAGAAAGAUGCUCUAUCAAAACUAAAUAGCAAAAAAUAUGCUGACUCACGCCGAGGUGCUAAAGAGUCGGAUAUAUCAGUGGGAGACAAAGUGCUGAUUACCCAACAGAAACGAUUGAAAUCUGAUCCAACUUUUUCGGCUGAGAGAUACACCAUAAUGGCAAGGGAUGGAGCAAAAAUUGUAGUCAGAAGUGGUCGUGGUGUCCAGUACUCCAGGAAUGUUCAGGACGUAAAGCUUGCCUCAACAAUCUGUGACGAUUUCAAGCAGCUAGAUGAAUCUGCAGUGAACGAGCAUCUGCUUCACGAGUCACAAGAUUCCGAUGUUAAGCCAGAAAUCACGACGCGGGAUGUACCAGACAACAGCGCACAACCAGCGAUUCGACCGAAGCGGUCAGUUGGUAAGCCCAGUAAAUUUAAGGAUAUGGUGCUGUACAGAAUCUUUGAAUAA